Messenger RNA from Drosophila sechellia, 914 nucleotides. RefSeq lists its product as uncharacterized. Gene Ontology annotation, molecular function: acyltransferase activity, transferring groups other than amino-acyl groups. The coding region runs from base 36 to 869 and encodes 277 amino acids. The record is from RefSeq and is a predicted model, not a curated record. The transcript has 4 exons. NCBI's taxonomy places the organism in Eukaryota, Metazoa, Arthropoda, Insecta, Diptera, Drosophilidae.
UCUGCGUUCAGCUUUUGUUGCGAAAGGUUGUCGUCAUGUCGACGGAGGAUUCGUUGGUUGAAAUUCCACGCGGCGAUUGGACUAAACUGCGAGAUUUGUAUGUGGCCAGAGAUACGGAUCCCCAAGGCUAUCCGUGCAUAAAUAAUUACAUUAAGUGGGUGGAGAUAGACCCGCAACUGAAGGUCACUUUCCUCUCGUUGAAUGGCGACUGGCAGAGCGAUGGAACCUUUGUGCUAACCUUAGGUUCGGAUACUCAUUUGAACCACAUUUACUUCAACACACUGAGCGAAAACUUGGAUCGAGUGACGAAAGCGUUAGAAUGCCUCAAGUCCUUUGAGAAUGAAUACGUUUUCUUCGGCUUUUGUUCGCGAUUGAAGCCUGUGGUGGAGCAUAUUGGCAACAAGUAUUAUGCCAACAAGAAGCUGCACAUUGUGGAGACCGUUUGGUACGCGGCCAGCAAAGAACUCGUAGAUACAUUUACCAUUCAGCUUCCUGCGGGCAUAACUCUACAGCACUUGAUCCUCGAAGAUGCCGAAACCAUCAACGAAAUCUGGCCACAUAAUGGACCCGGCACCAUUGACUUUGUGAGAAGUUUAAUUAAAUAUAAUAUUAAUGUGGGAGCUUAUGACAAAGGAAAUUUGGUUGCCUGGUGUCUGCGAUUGCCAAUUGGAUCCUUGGGUCUGCUGCAGGUUCUGGAGUCACAUAAACGCCUGGGUCUCGGCAGCUUGCUGGUGAAGUCGAUGGCUAAGAAGAUUUCUGCAGCUGGAGAUCAGGUUUUGGCGCCAGUAGUAACGAAGAACACCCCCUCGAGGAGCAUGUUCGAGAAACUGGGUUUCCGUGCCAUAGACAUUACAUAUUGGGCUGACUAGCAAACAAACAAAUAUUCUUAUUAAAAUAAAUAUAGCUGAACAAAG